AUGGAGCGCUCUCAGAGCCGCAUCAGCCUGUCCGCCUCCUUCGAGGCGCUCGCCAUCUACUUCCCCUGCAUGAACUCCUUCGACGAGGACGAUGCAGAUGCGGAGGGACGCAGGUUGAAGGGCAUCCAGAGGAGCACAGAGACAGGUCUGGCCGUGGAGAUGCCCAGCCGCACUGUCCGGCAGGCCAGCCACGAGUCCAUAGAGGACAGCAUGAACAGCUACGGGUCAGAGGGCAAUCUGAACUACAGUGGGAUGUGUUUGGCCUCAGACGCUCAGUUUAGUGACUUUCUGGACGGGAUGGGUCCGGCGCAGUUUGUGGGCAGACAGACUCUGGCCACGACGUCGAUGGGUGAUGUGGAGAUUGGUCUGAUGGAAAGGAAUGGACAGCUGGAGGUGGAGAUCAUUCAGGCAAGAGGACUCAUCAUGAAGCCUGGAUCCAAAGGGCCACCAGCGGCUUACAUAAAAGUGUACCUCCUGGAGAACGGUAUGUGUGUAGCCAAGAAGAAGACGAAGUCUGUGCGGAAGUCGCUGGACCCUCUUUACAACCAGGUCCUCGUCUUCUCAGAGAGUCCGCAAGGAAAGGUCGUGCAGAUCAUCGUCUGGGGAAACUACGGCCGGAUGGAUCGCAAGUGCUUCAUGGGCGUGGCCCGCAUCCUGCUGGAGGAGCUGGAUCUGACCAGCAUGGUGAUUGGCUGGUACAAGCUGUUCCCCACCUCCUCCAUGGUGGACCCCACGAUGGCCCCCCUAAUUCGACACUCGUCCCAGCUCUCCCUGGAGAGCACGGUGGGGCCGUGCUGCGAACGCUCGUAAGACGGCCGGCCGAGCUUUCGUUUUUGUUUUUUUCUCUCCGAAAGGGCUCUCGAGGCCCCUUUACCUUACAGCGCUGGUUGUGCAUGCCGCAGCUGAGCCGUCUGGAGCCUUCUGGAGCUCUCUAGAAUCCUCUAGAACGUAGAACCUUCUGGAAAAUUCUGAGCCUGAGCGCAGGUUCCCGAAGAAGGGUUCUUUUUUUCUCUC
This is a messenger RNA of Colossoma macropomum (tambaqui), 1014 nucleotides long. It is a transcript of the gene rims4, whose product is annotated as regulating synaptic membrane exocytosis 4. Gene Ontology annotation, biological process: regulation of synaptic plasticity; calcium ion-regulated exocytosis of neurotransmitter; regulation of membrane potential. Lineage: Eukaryota; Metazoa; Chordata; Actinopteri; Characiformes; Serrasalmidae. Gene Ontology annotation, molecular function: small GTPase binding; transmembrane transporter binding. Gene Ontology annotation, cellular component: presynaptic membrane; cytoskeleton of presynaptic active zone. The record is from RefSeq and is a predicted model, not a curated record. The transcript has 6 exons. The coding region runs from base 1 to 810 and encodes 269 amino acids.